Molecule: messenger RNA, 444 nt
Organism: Venustampulla echinocandica
Lineage: Eukaryota; Fungi; Ascomycota; Leotiomycetes; Helotiales; Pleuroascaceae
Exons: 1
Coding region: 1-444 (147 amino acids)
Biological process (GO): intracellular copper ion homeostasis; copper ion transmembrane transport
Cellular component (GO): plasma membrane
Molecular function (GO): copper ion transmembrane transporter activity
Source: RefSeq, a predicted model, not a curated record
AUGGAUAUGUCUAUGGAUAUGCCUAUGCCUACAACCACCGGAGGCAGCACUUCCAUGGCAAUGCCAACCUCAUCCUCCAGCAUGUCCGGCAUGACAAUGGGCAUGCCUGGCAUGCAAAUGGUCUUCUUCACUUCAACGUAUACUCCCCUAUUCUCUUCCUCCUGGGUGCCUACCACCACUGGCCAGUAUGUCGGCACAUGUAUCUUCCUCAUCGUUCUAGCGGUCAUUCAAUUCGGCUUGAUCACUCUGAAAAGCAACCUCGAUGCUACGGUUUGGUCACCUCGGUCGUGUUGCGCGCCUAUGGGCCAGGAAAGCUCCGAGAAGGGAGGCGAAAGUGGACAGGUUUUGCAGAGGGCCAGAGCCUCGAGGCCGUGGAGGGUGGCGAUUGAUGGUCCAAGGGCGGCCUUGAUUGUUGCUAUUGGGGGCUUGGGCUAUUUGCUGUAA